AUGAGGGGAUGGAAGAGGCGACCCGAAAAACAAAGUCAGGAGAGAACCCUAAUGCGAGAGGGAGAAUCACCGUAUCAAGAUAGAAAGGGAGGUGCAACCGGGUUUCCAGGAGACGGAGCCGGGACCUUUCUCGCUAUUCCGAUGAGGUUAUCAAGCAAGAUGUCUGAUUGUCAACUCCCUUAUGAUGAUAUAGAAUUUCAAAGAAGCAAAGAUACUUUGACUAAGGAAAAGAUGGCCAAUAUUGAUGAUGUUAUUGUAGUUAAUGAUGAAGAAGAGAAUGCACAUGUAAAUGAAACAACUAAUAGAGUUGAACAACAAAACAAUGAUGAAGAAGAUGCCCCAUACACUAAAAGGAAAAGAAGAAAGACAUCAAAUGCUUGGGUACAUUUUCGUACAAUAAGUAAUGCAAGUGGAAGCGAAGUCCCGCAAUGUAUACAUUGUGGAGAGAAAUUAAAGAAGCUCAAAGAUGGAACCACCACACCAUUACUUAGGCAUAUUAACACUAGUUGCCCGAAACUGAAAGCCGUCAAUAAAGGUCAGUUAAAGUUAAAUGUUGGCUUUGGAAAUUCAACAGAAUCUUCAUCAUUGAUUCAAAAUUGGAAGUUUAGCAAUGCUAGGAUGAGAGAGGUUAUUUCUCAUAUGAUUAUGGUUCAUGAAUUGCCAUUUAAUUUUAUUGAGUAUGAAUUGUUUAAUAUGCUGAUGAAAGAAGCUAAUCCGGCUUUUAACAAGAUAUCGCGUGCAUCAAUUCGACAAGAUUGUAUUUCUAGUUACGAAAUUGGAAAGAAAAGAACCCAGAAGCCGUUAAACACCGUAAAUCGUGUGAGCAUUACAACUGAUAUGUGGACAUCAGUUCAAAAUAUCCAUUACAUGGUAGUGACAUGCCACUUUGUAGACUUGGAGUUUAAUCUUCACAAAUCCAUAUUAAGUUUUGUUGAUGUUCCGCUACCGUACUCUGGAGUACGUAUCUAUGAUUGUUUGUUCAAGUGUUUAAAAGAUUGGAAUAUUGAGACGAAAGUGGCCACUUUGACUGAUUAG
Molecule: messenger RNA, 1035 nt
Organism: Helianthus annuus (common sunflower)
Lineage: Eukaryota; Viridiplantae; Streptophyta; Magnoliopsida; Asterales; Asteraceae
Product: zinc finger BED domain-containing protein RICESLEEPER 4-like
Exons: 2
Coding region: 1-1035 (344 amino acids)
Molecular function (GO): DNA binding
Source: RefSeq, a predicted model, not a curated record